UCAUAUUUUCUCUCUCGAAAAAAAAAUUGUUACUACUAUAGUUUUUUAUUUUUUGUUAAUUGUUAAAUAUGGCUGGUGGUGGUGGAAUUAAUCCUAAUGGAAAUAAUGGAAAAGAAUAUCCUGGAAAUUUAACUCUUUAUGUUACUAUUACAUGUAUUGUUGCUGCUAUGGGUGGAUUGAUUUUUGGUUAUGACAUUGGAAUUUCUGGGGGAGUGACAUCAAUGGACUCAUUCUUGUCAAAAUUUUUCCAUUCUGUUUACACAAAGGAAAAAGCAGACAAAUCAACAAACCAAUACUGCAAAUUCGACAGCCAAACGCUAACAAUGUUCACAUCAUCAUUGUACCUUGCUGCACUAGUUUCCUCACUUGUUGCAUCAACUGUCACAAGAAAAUUGGGUAGAAGGCUUUCAAUGCUCUUUGGUGGUGUACUAUUUUGCGCUGGCGCGUUGAUCAAUGGAUUUGCUAAGAAUGUUGCUAUGCUUAUCGUUGGAAGGAUUUUGCUCGGUUUUGGUAUUGGUUUUGCCAAUCAGUCUGUUCCUUUAUAUCUAUCUGAAAUGGCGCCGUACAGGUAUAGAGGAGCACUCAACAUUGGCUUUCAAUUAUCCAUCACAAUAGGCAUUCUUGUAGCCAAUGUGUUGAACUAUUUCUUUGCGAAAAUUACAUGGGGAUGGCGUUUGAGUCUAGGAGGAGCGAUGGUACCUGCAUUGAUCAUCUCGGUAGGUUCACUCCUCCUCCCGGAAACUCCCAAUUCCAUGAUUGAGCGUGGCAAGAACGAGGAGGCUAAGGCAAAGCUCAAGAGGAUUAGGGGUGUUGAUGAUGUAGACGAGGAGUUUAAUGAUUUAGUCACGGCUAGUGAAUCCUCGAGGAAAGUUGAACAUCCGUGGAGGAACUUAUUGCAGAAGAAGUAUAGGCCACAUCUCACUAUGGCUAUUGCUAUCCCCUUUUUCCAGCAACUUACCGGUAUCAAUGUGAUCAUGUUUUACGCGCCUGUCUUGUUCAAGACUAUUGGUUUUGGUGGUGAUGCUUCGUUGAUGUCUGCUGUUAUUACUGGUAUCGUCAAUGUUGUUGCAACGUUAGUUUCUAUUUACUAUGUCGAUAAGUUGGGACGAAGAUUCUUGUUCCUUGAAGGUGGAAUUCAAAUGCUCAUCUGCCAAAUUGCAGUAGCAAUUUGCAUUGGACUGAAGUUUGGUACUGAUGGCAAUGCAGGCCAAUUACCAAAGUGGUAUGCAAUAGUAGUAGUAAUCUUCAUCUGUAUUUAUGUAUCCGGAUUCGCGUGGUCAUGGGGGCCUUUAGGAUGGUUAGUCCCAAGUGAAAUCUUCCCACUCGAAAUUCGUUCUGCAGCACAAAGUAUCAAUGUAUCAGUCAACAUGAUCUUCACGUUCAUAGUCGCGCAAGUGUUCUUGACAAUGUUGUGUCACUUGAAGUUCGGUUUGUUCCUCUUCUUCGCGUUCUUUGUGUGCGUGAUGACCGUGUUUGUCUACUUCUUCUUGCCUGAGACGAAGAAUGUGCCGAUCGAAGAGAUGGUUAUUGUGUGGAAAGAACAUUGGUUUUGGUCUAGGUUUAUGACUGAAGUUGAUUAUCCUGGAAUAGGACCAACAACUCAUGUUGAAAUGGCAAAAGGGGACUAUGGGAGCAAAUUAGUAUGACAUUUUAGAGUUAUAUAUUAGUGGAAAUUUGAAAAAGAAAGAGUUUGUACGACCUAAGUUGCUCGGACUCUUAAAAAAUGUCUACGGCUGCGUGUCGGAUCCUCCAAAAAUAGUGUAUUUUUGAAGGAUCCGACAUGGGCGCGACAACACUUUUGAAGAGUUCGAGCAACUUAGUGUAUGACAUCUAAGUGUUUUUAUGUAAUGUUUUGUUAGUUGGGAUUAUGUUGUUGUUAGAUUGAACUGUUUUUAUAUUGUCUGUUUUGCUUAGGAAAAAAAACAUAUUUAUAGUAGACUAUCUAAAA
This is a messenger RNA of Capsicum annuum, 1948 nucleotides long. Its product is annotated as sugar carrier protein C. The transcript has 4 exons. The coding region runs from base 69 to 1646 and encodes 525 amino acids. Lineage: Eukaryota; Viridiplantae; Streptophyta; Magnoliopsida; Solanales; Solanaceae. Gene Ontology annotation, cellular component: membrane. Gene Ontology annotation, molecular function: monosaccharide transmembrane transporter activity. The record is from RefSeq and is a predicted model, not a curated record. Gene Ontology annotation, biological process: monosaccharide transmembrane transport.